Messenger RNA from Suillus subaureus, 366 nucleotides. RefSeq lists its product as uncharacterized. The transcript has 5 exons. Bases 1 to 366 code for a protein of 121 amino acids. Lineage: Eukaryota; Fungi; Basidiomycota; Agaricomycetes; Boletales; Suillaceae. The record is from RefSeq and is a predicted model, not a curated record.
AUGUUGCCUCGUUGGGAGCAUGUGCUUGAUACAUUUGCUUAUAUUCCAGCUGAUACGACCAAUGAAAAUGACUACAAUGGGGCAUACAACAAGCUUCUCUUCACUACGUUCUAUCCCUAUACGGCUUGCCCAUUCUAUCCUGACGAACUCAACCCCUGUGUGAAGACUGACAAGAGCUCUUCACUCAUUCCCUCCUCCUCUCGCCCAAAUGUAGCUGUUCCUACUAUUCAGAACGACCAGCCUCGUGAUCCUCUGGAUUUCCCUGCGACGUCAACCACACCCCCCAAUCGCUCUGCCUCUGCGCAUGCUGUGACUCAGGCGCCAGAUAUCCAUCCCCACCAGAACUCUCGACAACCCACCGCCUAA